This is a messenger RNA of Malassezia pachydermatis, 1359 nucleotides long. RefSeq names its product translation elongation factor tu. Lineage: Eukaryota; Fungi; Basidiomycota; Malasseziomycetes; Malasseziales; Malasseziaceae. The record is from RefSeq and is a predicted model, not a curated record. The coding region runs from base 1 to 1359 and encodes 452 amino acids. Gene Ontology annotation, cellular component: mitochondrion. The transcript is spliced from 3 exons. Gene Ontology annotation, molecular function: GTPase activity; translation elongation factor activity; GTP binding. Gene Ontology annotation, biological process: mitochondrial translational elongation.
AUGGCCCAGCGUCUAACGGCGGCUCGUGUGGCUACCCCAGUGCUUGCGCGUGCGAAGCACACCGGCCCUGUGCUCACGUCGCUGCGCCACGUCCGCGCCGGCGCCGCGCUGCCCCCGAAGCUGGCGGGCGCCAUCCGCACCUACGCGGCGGAGGCCGGUGGCAAGUUUGUGCGUUCGAAGCCGCACAUGAACAUCGGUACGAUUGGCCACGUCGACCACGGUAAGACGACGCUUACUGCGGCAAUUACCAAGGUGCUUAGCGAGGCCUCGGGUGAGGGCAAGUUUGUCGACUACGCCUCGAUCGACAAGGCGCCGGAAGAGAAGGAGCGUGGUAUUACCAUCUCCACGGCGCACGUCGAGUACGAGACGCCGAACCGUCACUACGCGCACGUCGACUGCCCGGGUCACGCUGACUACAUCCGUAACAUGAUUACGGGUGCUGCGCAGAUGGACGGUGCGAUUAUCGUCGUGUCGGCCACCGACGGUCAGAUGCCGCAGACGCGUGAGCACUUGCUUCUCGCUCGCCAGGUCGGUAUCAAGAAGCUUGUGGUGUUCGUCAACAAGGUUGACCAGGUGGACGACAAGGAGAUGCUCGAGCUUGUCGACAUGGAGAUGCGCGACCUGCUCUCGACCUACGGCUUCGACGGUGACAACACGCCGAUCAUUUCCGGCUCGGCCCUGGCGGCGCUGGAAGGCCGCGACGAGGAGAUCGGCAAGCAGGCCAUCCUGAAGCUCAUGGAGGAGACCGACAACUGGCUCGACCUCCCACCGCGUGACCUCGACAAGCCCUUCCUGAUGCCCGUCGAGGACGUGUUCUCGAUCUCGGGUCGUGGUACGGUCGUCACGGGUCGUGUGGAGCGUGGCACGGUCACCAAGGGCUCGGAAAUCGAGAUUAUUGGUCUCGGCGGCCACCUCAAGACCACGCUGACGGGUAUUGAGAUGUUCCACAAGGAGCUCGACCGCGGUGAGGCGGGUGACAACAUGGGUGCCCUUCUCCGUGGUGUGAAGCGUGAGCAGGUUCGUCGUGGUCAGGUGCUCAUUGCCCCUGGCUCGGUGAAGCCUGUGAAGAAGUUCACGGCGCAGAUCUACAUUCUUACGAAGGAAGAGGGUGGUCGCUACACGCCGUUCAUGAACAACUACCGCCCGCAGUUGUUCAUCCGUACCUCGGACGUGACGGUCUCGCUGACGCACCCGCCGGGCACCGAGAACGCUGACGAGGCUAUGGUUAUGCCGGGUGACAAUGUCGAGCUGGUGUGUGACCUUGUGCACGACAUUGCGCUCGAGGAAGGUUCGCGCUUCACCCUGCGUGAGGGUGGUAAGACCGUGGGUACUGGUAUUGUGACCAAGAUCCUCGGUUAA